This is a messenger RNA of Austrofundulus limnaeus, 394 nucleotides long. RefSeq names its product proprotein convertase subtilisin/kexin type 5. Gene Ontology annotation, cellular component: trans-Golgi network; Golgi membrane. Gene Ontology annotation, molecular function: serine-type endopeptidase activity. NCBI's taxonomy places the organism in Eukaryota, Metazoa, Chordata, Actinopteri, Cyprinodontiformes, Rivulidae. The annotation marks the transcript as partial. The transcript is spliced from 3 exons. Gene Ontology annotation, biological process: peptide hormone processing. The record is from RefSeq and is a predicted model, not a curated record.
GUGAAUCUUCUAAGAAAGCUUGUUAUUUGCUCACAAGCAGGAAGGAAAAAUGCUUUUUUUCACCCUGUGGAUGGGAGCUCUCCUACAGUUUUGUCCUGCGAUGAUUUACACGAACAACUGGGCCUUAAAAAUAAGAGGGGACCUUGAGCUGGUGAACAGGAUAGCGGAGAAAUAUGGAUUCACCAAUAUGGGACAGAUCGGAGACCUAAAGAGUUACUACAGUUUCCGUCACCUGAAGACGGCAAAUCAUUCCACUGAAAGCAACACAGAAGUGACAAACCACAUCGCAAAGGAGACCAAGGUGGAAUGGCUCCAACAGCAGGUGGUCCACAGAAGAGCAAAGAGGACCUCUGGAAAGAGUCACGUCUAUUCUUCUAACAUAGAGCCCAAGGAC